UUUCCAAAUAAAUGGGUUACACAAUCACUUACAGAAUAGAUAGCACAAUCGAAGAGAUAGAAGAGAAAAUCAUAGCUCUCGAAGGUGAACACAUCUGUAAACUUGAAGUUGAUCUUCAUAUGUAUUACCACAAAACAGUCUCGAGCGAUAUGAAAAUAGCUGUAUCUGAAUAUUACGAGAGAUGAUUUUUCAUUCAUGAAAAGGAAGAAGAAGAAACAUUCUGAGCGUUUUCAUACUCCAAAGAAAAAUCAUUCUGUGAUUCAUUCGAAACAGAAGCAGAUUUCAAGUCCUAUCUUGACCAUUCUGGUGUCUAUGACUACAAGAGUUCUAUUCCGAUCAUAGGGAAUGUAUGGAGGAUGGGUGAUUUCGUGAUCAGGCUCGGCCUGAUCACGAUUGGCCUCACCAGCAAGCAUAUACUGAUCCAAGUAGAAUACGGUGUCUUGAGCACUUACAAAGCAACAGUGUUUAUCGAAGAUUUCCUAAAACAACUCCUCACAGACGAAGGAGUUAAGAAGAUAAUCUCUCUAAAAACAGAUAUAAAUGACUUCUUCCCAGAUAAGAAAGAGGAGAAGUCCAUGAUGCCUCAUUUCCGAUUGAGGCAGUACUGCCUCCCCAUAAUUGAAGAUUUAAGCUAAAAUUCAGUAAAAAUGUUCACAAAA
Messenger RNA from Moneuplotes crassus, 659 nucleotides. The record is from the annotation of a GenBank genome assembly. Lineage: Eukaryota; Ciliophora; Spirotrichea; Euplotida; Euplotidae.